CUCUUUGAUGCGGUUCACAGCGAAGCAUGAGACUUGGCCUUGCUGGAUUUUUACCACAGACCCACGGACACAGCGAACCGGAGUUUUGAAACGGUAACUGCACAGUUGCAUUAAUAAGUUAUUGUGUGUGUGAAUUUCACCAAAAAUGUCCCGGUUUUAAUCCAGUGAGCAAAACCAAACCCAAAUAAUGUGAUUGUUUAACUCUUCUGCAGCCACAGUACAAAUUUCAAGUUCCUAACUACAAUGGGUAAAUGGAUCUUCGCCAUGACCAGUAUUAUCAUUUUUAGAAUAACGUUCAGUUUGGACUCGUCAAAAUCUUGCCGGAAAAAGACGAGUUCCUUAGGAGGAGAAGAACUAAUUUGUCACAACGCUACCACUUCUCUUUUGAAAAAUAACGAUUUUAUCCUUAGCAAAACCCAUUGGUUUACUUGUGAGAACUGUACCUUGAAUACUGUAGAUAGUAGCACGUUUAAUUUCACCAAAAAUAGCAUUAAUUAUUUAUAUUUAAUUUCGUCUCAAAUAUUUGCAAUAAAAGGCCGCGCGUUUAAUAAAUUAAAAUUCUUGAAAGUUAUUAAUUUGCGUAACAAUUCAGUCACUGAUUUGGACCCUGAAUCUUUCACGAAUUUGACUAGAGUGACACAAGUCGAUUUAAGUCACAAUAGUCUUAGGAUUUUAACAAACAAAAUGUUCCACAAGUUGACAAAUUUGGAUUUGUUGAACUUGAAUCAUAAUAAUAUUUACUACAUCCAACCCGAUGCUUUUAAGGGGUUGUCGAAUUUGCGACACUUGUAUCUCAGUAAUAAUCGCCUUGAGAGGUUGGAAGGUUAUGUUUUCAAGUAUUUACCGAAUCUUUUGUUGCUGUAUUUGGAGCACAAUAGCAUUAUUUCGAUCGAUUCGUUCGCGUUUGCAAAUUUGAGUAAUUUAAACGCACUUUAUUUGAACAACAACAGCAUUAACUUUCUGACACAAUACAAUUUCAAGCCUUUAAAUAACUUGGUGGACUUGCAACUGAGACGCAACAGUCUUGUCGAAAUCCAAACUAGUGCGUUUAACGGCCUGACAAAUCUCAAACAUUUACAUCUGGGGAACAAUCGACUAAGAACCGUUAAACGUUACGGUUUUGUCGGCUUAGACAAUCUCCAAAAUUUGGAUUUGAUCAACAACGAUUUCAAACAUUUCGAUUUGAGUUACGUCGAGAGUUUGAAAAAAUUGGAAACGCUUUGGUUGGAGCAGAAUCGCCUUUCAAAUCUCAGUAUCGACGUCAAACUAGAUCCGCUAAAUUCCUUGUACAGUUUGGGAAUAAAUGAUAAUAAUCUGACCGUUUUAAAUUACAAACUGUUGUAUAACAAGAUGCCAAACAUUCGGGACGUUUUUAUUUAUAAUAAUAGCUGGAAUUGCGAGCUGUUGAUUAAUAUGCAGCAGUUUUUUCAAGAACAAAAUGUUAGUUUGUGUAUGAGCUUUGAUUGCAACCCGGAGAAAAAUAAGCACCUUCUUGAAGAAUCUUCCUGUGAGGUGAUGAUUGAUCACAAAGAGGAGGAUAGUGGAGAAGAUUUUGAGGCGGAUUUUGUUGCGGAGGUGGGGACUUGCGCUAGGAUUAGUGUGAUUUUAAUUUUAGUUAAUAUCCAAAUGUUAAUAUUUAUGUAAAUUACACUGUUAGGUUUUAACUACCAGCUACCUCAUGUUGUCAAAGCUUUAUUUGUAAAUAAAAUAUUUACGACACGUU
Molecule: messenger RNA, 1723 nt
Organism: Tribolium madens (black flour beetle)
Lineage: Eukaryota; Metazoa; Arthropoda; Insecta; Coleoptera; Tenebrionidae
Product: leucine-rich repeat-containing protein 70-like
Exons: 2
Coding region: 244-1644 (466 amino acids)
Cellular component (GO): extracellular matrix
Molecular function (GO): protein binding
Source: RefSeq, a predicted model, not a curated record